Molecule: messenger RNA, 9485 nt
Organism: Lytechinus variegatus (green sea urchin)
Lineage: Eukaryota; Metazoa; Echinodermata; Echinoidea; Temnopleuroida; Toxopneustidae
Product: myotubularin-related protein 8-like
Exons: 15
Coding region: 317-2536 (739 amino acids)
Biological process (GO): dephosphorylation
Molecular function (GO): metal ion binding; phosphatase activity
Source: RefSeq, a predicted model, not a curated record
GGAUUUCUCAAUUUUCUUGCUCGAAUAUAUUGGCCUGAAACUUUAAUAAUCCCUGUGCAUUAGGAUGUGUGCAUCCAUUUUGAUCUGUUUAGUUUGGCUACCUGAUAACUUUUUGUCAGGCAAUGCGGACAAUCACCGCUGCAAGUGUCUUUAAUGGCGUAAGCUGCGUUCCGAGUGUGCUUGAAUCACUGUGCUGCUAUUUGUCCAUGCAACAGACCAAUCAGAAGCCGCGUGUGGUGUGAUCAUCGGGCGGAGUGUGGACAUCAGAGAAAUCCCAUCCUCAUUGCCUGACAAAGACUAGCAGCUAGCAGUUGAAAUGAUCGAGAACGUUCGUCUGUUGGAUCGUUUCAAUUCCCGCAAGCCAUCCUCAGGCACACUGUAUCUGACUGCUACACAUCUGAUAUUUGUGGAUCCCGCUGGCAAGAAAGAAACAUGGAUCCUUCAUAUGCAUAUUGGGUUUGUAGAGAAGCUCCCUUUGACAACGGCAGGAGCCCCUCUUCAGAUCAGAUGUAAGACUUUCCAGGCAGCAACCUUUGUUAUACCCAGAGAGAAAGAUUGCCAAGAGCUAUACAAGUCACUACAGAAGCUCUCAAAUCCAGCUGAGCUUGAAGACUUGUAUGCAUUCCACUACAAGUCAGCUACUGUUGUACCUUCUAUGGUAACAGGUUGGGAUCAGUUUGAUCUACAGGCAGAGUAUGCACGCAUGGGUAUUCCAAAUGAACAUUGGUGUAGCACAGCCAUUAACAAGAAUUAUGAGAUUUGUGACACGUAUUCAAGAACUCUGUAUGUCCCUACAUAUGCGAGUACACCAGUCUUAGUUGGGAGUUCUAGAUUCAGGAGUAGAGGCAGGUUACCAGUCUUAUCAUACCUACAUCGAGAAAACAAUGCUGCCAUGUGUCGAUGUAGUCAGCCAUUGGCAGGGUUUAGUGCUCGUUGUGUGGAAGAUGAAGAGAUGUUACAAGCUAUCCUAAAGACAAAUCCAAAGUCAGAUGUCAUGUAUAUUGUUGAUACUAGGCCAAAGAUUAAUGCGAUGGUGAACAAAGCCUCAGGGAAAGGGUAUGAGUCAACAGAGGUGUAUACCAACAUCAAAUUCAAAUUUCUAGGAAUAGAAAAUAUACAUGUGAUGAGGAGCAGUUUGCAGAAGCUUAUUGACGUGUGUGAGUUAAAGAAUCCUUCUAUGGAAGCAUUCUUGAGCGGUUUAGAAUCUAGCCAAUGGAUGAAGCACAUCAAGGCUAUACUAGAUACAUCAUUAUUCAUUGCCAAGGCUAUUGCUGAUGAAGGAUUGUCAGUCUUGGUUCAUUGUUCAGAUGGUUGGGAUAGGACAGCUCAGACAUGCUCUUUAUCAAGUAUCUUACUGGAUCCAUACUAUAGAACUGUACAAGGAUUUCAGGUGUUGAUUGAGAAGGAGUGGUUGGCGUUUGGCCACAAGUUCCUGCAUCGAUGUGGUCUGCUAGCGUGUGACCCUAGAGAGGUGUCGCCAGUCUUCACCCAGUUCAUUGACUGUACCUGGCAGCUAUGUCAACAGUUCCCCUGUGCGUUUCAGUUCAAUGAGAGGUUCCUUCUGGAGCUCCAUGACCAUGUCUUCUCCAGCCAGUUUGGCAACUUCCUUGGUAACUGUGAGAAGGAGAGGCAGGAUAAAAAGUUAUCCCAGAAGACAUUUUCUCUAUGGCGUUAUAUGCAGGCUCGUAUGUCUGAUUACAUCAACCCCCUCUACAAAGCUAAUCAUCCAAGUACAGGUGGUAUCCUCACACCGGACUUUAGCCCUCAGAUGCUCAAGUUUUGGCGUGGGAUGUACAACCGAUAUGAGAAUGGAGUACAUCCAAGGGAAUCGGUCUCUGAUGUAUUGAGUGCAAUGAAAGAUCACAGUACUUCACUAGCAGACCAUGUACAGUUCUUGGAGAAUCAAAUAGCAUCAUUGAAGAAGAUGCUGGCAUCUGAAAGUGUAAGCAGGGAAGAGAAACCUGAUACUAAUCAUAUCUUAGAGAAUGGUAGCAGCCAGAAUUCCAUCUCACUAGACAAAGAUGAUAUGAUAUCAACCAAAGAUGACCUAUCUAUUGAAAAAUAUGACUCAAGUGCAAUCAACAGAGAUGACUCACCCAACAACGAUGUGUCCUCCUUGAAGACCAGUCCAUCCCUGAGACGGGAUGAUAGUAGUGAAGUCCUCUCAGCAUCCCUUAUGAACAAUGCUGUAGAGAGUGUAGCUACUGAAUGGCAGAGCUUCAGGCAUAUAAGACAGUGCUCCUGUUCAUCUCCAUUUGACUACUUCAGCAGAAAGUACCAUUGUUGGAAGUGUGGGGAAGUCUUCUGUAUCCGAUGUAUAGAUAAGCAAACUCUGUUACCGGGUCAUGAAUCCCAGCGUCCUGUCCCAGUCUGUCGGCCCUGCUACAGGGAACUCAAAGCGGGUUGUUCCGAGCCUAGCACGCCCUCACGCUCACCGUCCGUGGGUCUGUCCCCAACGCACAUCUUAGCCAGUGGUCCAUUAUCACCGACAUCACCCAUCACAAACUCAUUAGGGACCAUGCAGAUUCAAGAAUAAUGAGAGACUGAUGACCCAGUUACAUUGCUAGAAUGGAUAUCAGUCUGAAAACUUCUGAACCAAGUGUCACAUCACCCUCAAUUUCAAGGUUUCCUUGGUAAUUGUUUGGUACACAUUCUGUUUUUUGUGAUGUAUAUGUAACUGGGUCACACGCACUUCAAGGAUAGGACGAUGUCUGCUGUUGCUUAGCCAGUGUUGUCUAUAGAAUAUAACGAAGAGUAAAUUAAAUAUAUUUUUUUUCUCUGUUUUUCAUUCUUGCAUUUUAAUCUCCUCAACAGUCUGGUGUCAUUAUUUUUCAUUCAUUUUCUAUUACCUCUACUUAAAGUUUGCUUCUUGAUGUGUGGCUCAGUGUUUUCACUCUUAUUACAUCUGAGUGAUAUAUAGAGAAUUCAUUUUCCAUCCAACAUGAUGCCUAGAUCUAAUUUUAUAUUUCUGGGACAUCUUUAUUUCAAUGGAUAUGUACAGGAAUUCGGUAUUGCCAGAGUUUUUUUUCAAAUGUUUAUUUUUAAAUAAUAAUUAUGUAGAGAUGUUUUGCCCACUGAAUAUGUGAUAGUACCUGACUUUGUCAAAUUUGUGGCUGUGCCACAGCAUAGAUAUCCAUUGGGCACAACAUGAAUCUAUGUUUUGCCACUCUCUACCCAGGUGUGGAUGAGUGCUGCCAGGAAGGGGUUCCUGGGGUAAAGUGUUUUACAAAGAGGUUGGUAUGAUUCAAAGUCAUGUUUACACCCCAGUGCACAUGUUUGUAAUGCAUAUUCUGAUUGAUGACUCUCUAGCAGUGCAUAUAGGCCUGUAUAGAGUGUGCUCUGUCCAGUUCGAUAUCAUUCCAUACCACGCACCACUAGGAAUUCAAGUGUGACAUAAAUGGCCCGUUUCAGAAAGAAUUAGAACUGUAGUUACCUUGCCAAUGUUGUAACUACCUACCAUGGAAAGCUUGAUUGUGAUUGGCUGCUGAGCCCUGUUACCAUGGUAGUUGUGUAAAUGGCAAAGUUGAAAUAGUUGUAAUUCUUUGCAAAACAGACCCAAGGUCCCACUUACCUCAUUGUGAAACACCGCUCCUCCUAGAGUGCCAAAAUCAGGUGCGUAGCUGUGCUAAGCAGCAUGGUAGCAAUCUUUCCUACCGUCAUUGGUAGAUGUGUAUGCGUCACAAACAUCAAAUUUCUUUAUUUUUAUUGAAUUCAGAGGUAUGAAUUUGAUUUUUGGUGCUCAACCCUGUAGUAAGUAGUCAACCAAGCAACUCUUCAUCAUUCUAACAUCUGCCAAAACAAUGAAUUCGUCACAGGCAAAGCAGUCAAUGUUUGCAAGUGUUCUAGCUUAUAUCAAUGUAUUGAUUGGAAGGGGAAAGCAAUAGGGUAACCUACAGCUUGCAUAGCUUGUCAAACUCAGUGUCUCAUGACUAUUACAAAUAUUUCAAUGUAGAUGAUGAUGUUAUAGGACUUGGUGAAGCAACUUUAAGAUUGCCUUGAGGCACCUGAAAUAAUAAUGAAGGUGAUAGUACCAAUGAUAGUCCUCAUUUACCAUUAAAAGUCGUCAUGAUGUGGUCUUCAAGUGAGCCCUGCGUAAUACAACAUGUUAUUACUCUCCUCGGAUUGAAUACGCCAAGCACACAGUGAUCAGGCAGAAAGUCCCAUUUUCAGGUCAUUGGUAUGAUAUCAUUGACCUGGCAGGGCUAGGGAUUGAAUCUAUAAUCUUUCUAAGGUCAAGUAAUAGGCAUUUUAUUACUUACCCAACCAUGAAAUACAGUAGUAUAGAAUUUCUGUUGAACAAUUCUCAUUGUAAUUCAAGAGUAAUCUGACAGUUUUUAUAUUUCCUCUAAAAAUAUACAUCCCGGAAGUUUAUUUAGCCUCGUCCCCCCUAACCAAUAUCCGCAAUUUUCUAUUACCUGUUCAAUUACCAGACACAACAUACGAAAACAGUAAGAGAAUCAUGAAUUGGUUUAAUAAUUCUCUGCAACAAUUUCAAUACUUCAAGACAAUAUUAUGUUUCAUCUCCUGAUCAGUGUGAGAACAUAAUUUGAAAUGCUGGCGUGCCUGAAGACCAAUGUGUUGGCAAAAAUGAGAAAUUUUAAUUCCUAUUUUUUUUCUGAAAUGAAUGCACUAUUUUCAGUGUGCCUCAAUGUUUGUAUAGAAAUACGAUUGUAAUUGUAAAAUUAAAUACAAUCAUCCUUUUCUUGCAUUGAAGAGAAUAUUUUUGGUUCUUGGCCUUAUUUCAUGAGGCUUUUCAUCAAUCACAAAUUAUUAGCUGCUGUUGUAAGCUACUGAAAUCCUGCUGUUUGAUAGGUUUAAAGCAGAUUUAUCAUAAUUAUAGAAGUUUUCAUGAGACUGGGUGCUGAUUUGGGAGUUACAGGUUGGAACAACAUUUAAUAUAGAUUGGGUCAAUUCUAAGGAUAUUUUUAUAUGAAUCUGAAUUAAAAGCGCUUGCCAAGUCUUGUAUAAAAAUUGUGUAGUGUGAAUGUAUGAUAUAUAUGUGACUAUUGAUAUGAAUGAACAUUCCCUUUUUACAAAUGAGUAAGUAUGUAGUCUGUAUUAACUUUGAUUCCUUGCAUAAUUGCUUAGUAAUAAUUCUUAUUUUGGUCUAUGUGUGAUGAAAUGUAAUAGAAAUGUUAUAUUGUUCAUGAAGUCACUUUUUAAUCUAUCACUAUCACUUCCAUCAUGCACAUAGUAGAAGGGUGUAGGCCCAUAGACAAACAACAUGAAAAUGAUUUAUAUCCACCAAUUUCAUUUCGGGUUCAGUGAAAGGUGUUUUAGGGCUUAAUACAGUAAUGAAUAUAGCUAUGAUAAAGUGUGCUAUAGGAUAGAUAAAAUGCCACACAGGUUCAGAGCAUGAUCCUACACGGAUGCAGGUUUUCAGAUUAAAAAUCCCAAGCUAAGCAGUCAGUCAUGCUGAAACAUCAUAUAAAGGGUUUUGAAACCAGUUUGAUUGUUUCUUUCUUCUCUCAGAAAGAAGCAAUGUAUCCUUUGUGCCAUCAGAACAAAUUCCUAUUCCUCUUCAUAAUGAUACUUUACUUUUUUUAUUGAAAAUAACAGUAUGGUCGAAAAUUAUUGGAAAACCCCCAGAGUGAGUGAAAAACAACAACAGCGCACGUCACGGUACAUGUGCAUAUUGCAUGAAUGAUCAUGCAUACAUGCUACUAGUACGGGUGACCAAGCGUUCCAUCACCGUAGUAACGUGGUACAUGUGCACGUGAACAUUGCUUUCGCUAUGCAUGGAAAUUUCCAGAACGAAUCGCGCACAAAGGCUGCUGGGAUAGCUGCAUUGCGUAAGUAGUACGUAGUGCUGUACUUUUAUUGUGGGUCAAAUCUGGUAAGGUUUGCAAUCGCGAUUGGUAGGCUGGUUUCACAGAGCUUAAUAUGUGCAGUUCCUAGACUGGAUUUUAUAGACUGUAUUAUCAAUUAGGAUGCUUUUGGAACCAAUUUUUUUUUAUACUUUAAAAUUAAGAUUUCUCAUCAAAUUCACUGUUUAUGGGUUUUUUUUACCCCUUUUUUCAAAACUGUUUUCCACUUUCUACCCCAGGUUUCCGUGAUUUCCGCGGAAAAUCCGCAAAGCGGAAAACUUAGGUCAGGCUUGUCAGCCACCAAAUGAUUUACGGAACUGAGGUUAUUUUUCAAACUUACCAAUAUUGAUCUUUUCAUCAUUCAAAGCAAUCAACCCCCAUGUAAGUCAUGAUCAUUUCAAGUUGUGUAUAGUUUAAAGUAAAUUUAAUCAUUUUCCUGAUGAAAUCCUGCUUUAAUAUUGUAACGAGGCAAACAUUUCGAAGGACCAAGUUUUGAAAAUGAUGCAGUAUUUCUGUUGUGAACAUUACCGGUAGUAGUAUUCCAGUUCCAAGCAUGCAUAAUGAAGCAAAAUUUAACAGAUUUUCCAACUUUUCUGGAGGAGUUCAUUAUUAAGCUGUUGACUCCUUGAUGAAAAAGCUGUAAGACCUCUCAGCAAUAUGGAAGCCAUUCAUUGCUAGCAAGCCUGGUCAGAUAUUUAACUUGGGUGGCUUAUACAAAAGGCUGGCGUAUUUUGAAAGACAUUUCUCACUCAUCACCAGCCAGCUACCUGUGAUAUAGUUCUCAAGAUCAUUUUACUGACAACAUUUUAACUGCAGGUAAUUUUUCCAACUUUCCAAUUGGGACCUUUUCUAUAUUUCAAAGCAAUUUACCCCCAAUUUAUGCCAUCUGCUUUCAGUUUAGACCACUCGGCAUCAAACACCCAAUUUUGAAGUUUGGGUAGACACAGUGCAAUGUAGAUAGAUUUUAUUUAUCAAAUUUAUAGAAGGCAUUUCUAUUGUGAAGACAUUUUUUUUCCCAAUUCAGUGUAUUCAUUAGUGUGGCUUCAUAUUUCUCUUCAUAUUUCUCAUUUCCUUUUCUCUAGGAAAUUAACUUUAUUUAACUGUCAAUUUGAAUUUUAUUUGCCGUACUUGUAAAUGUUUUACAUAUUUUCUCAUCCUUUACACUACGUAUUAUGUCCUAUUAAAAUACAUGAUAUGAAAAGUUUAGAACAGUAAUUUCUUUAGACAAAAGAAAAAUACAUUGAUGACCUAUGUAAAGAGUUUUUGAUGAUUAACUAUGUAGAUUUUGUAAUAAAUAGCAUUCAACACAAAUGAACUUGCAGUGGUCGAUUAGCUCAUGAAGGAAAUGUAACUCUCACUCCUCUUUAGUAUUUCACCAUUUCCCUUCCUUUCUUUACUAUACCAUGAGCAUCUUCUUGUGAUUUAUAUUGAUGCAUUACAAAUGUCCAUAUUGCUUUCUUUGAAAUGCAGAUGCAUACAUUGUAGAAAACAGCGUUGUGUUUAAUUUGUGUGUUUCAUAAUACAUGCAUGCAAAUUGGGCCUCUCUUUUUAUGUCAGUUGUCACCCCUUGUUAUCCUGUGAGAUUCGUAAAUAUCAGUGUAAUGAUAAUAAUAUGUCCAUUUAUAUAGCGCAGUUACUAUGUGCAUAUACUCAACUGUGCUUUAUGAUACUUGGUAUCAUAUUAGUAUCCCGGCCGUAGCUGAGCCGCUGUUCUCGUCGCUAAAGCGUCAAGGAAUAAAUCUUACCGGGUACCCAUUCACCUCACCUGGGUCGAGUGCAUCACAGUGUUGGUGAAUUUCUUGCUGAAGGAAAACAUGCCAUGGCUGGUAUUCGAACCCAUGUCCCUCUGAUUGAAAGACAAUAGUCGUAACCACUAGACCAUGAUGCAUCCACAGUGUACCAAACACUAUGCAUUGAUGACUGUUUCUCUUUCAAUGUGAUCACAAACCUUAUUCAAACACUACAGCUUUCCUUGGAUCUCACUGCUAGUUCUACCGAUUGUUUCUGUAUUUUUUCAGUUCUUACUUGCGGUACAUGCUAUCCAGAAAAAGUUGUCAACUUUCAAUGAAAAGUAGGCCUUAUGAAUAUGAAAGUUGGAGGCACAUGUAUUAUAAGACACACAAGUUAUCCCCCUCUUUUAUUCUUAGAUGGAUUAAUUUACCUGAGUGAUGCACAUGUCACUCUCUACCCCCUUCAUACAAACUUUAGUAUCACUCUACUACUGAGAAAAGUUGUGGUGGGUAUAUCAUGUAUGCAAUCACAACUUUUCCUGUUAAAGAAAAUUAUAGCAUGGUGAUAAUGAUAGCCAUAAUCGUAAUAAUGAUAACAGCAAAGAUUAUGGUUAAUGUCAACACCAACAUUACUAUUUAUUUUUCAAUGAAAAAAAAGUAAAAAUAAUCAGACAGAAAUGAAUAACAUACCAUCUAUAUUACUUCAAAUUACUUGUACGAUGGCAUUUGACAAAUACAUUUAAGUAAAGAUUUUUAAUGAUAACUAUGCCACUAAUCAUCAUGUAAAAAAAUAACUCAUUGCUUGUUUAUUCUUGUCAUUCUCUUGCAAUAUAUUGUUUACUCUUUCUCUGACCUCUCCUUUUCUGGUUAUCUUGACUCAGAUCUUUAAAGUGUUGGCAUUUUCAAUCUCAAACCUAUUACUGUCAAAACUGACAAAAUGUUAUCUGUACCAUUGUCAGCCAAAAUGAUUGAAGAUUUAGAUAGAAACCAUGAAUCAAACAAACUGUAUUUGAUAGUGAUUAUGUCAUGUCUUUUAUGCCAGAACCCACUUUUUCUGGUUUAUUUUAUUUUAGCCUAUUGUGUUAUUUGAAUAUAUAUAUUUUUAAACCCUUUAUCCCCUUUUUUAUAUGUGUGCCAUGCCAAUUUUGAAGAUAUAUCACCUAUCAACAAAGAAAAUGCUAUUGGUGAAAAAAAUUUUGGUUGGCUCUUUUAUAUAAUAUUUGAAUAGUUGUUGUACACUAUUCAGUGUCCAUAAAUUGGGUGAUUUCAAGUUCAGUGUUGACCUAUUGGUGUUGGUGUUAGGUCAAUUUUUACAUGAUUAUAACACUAAACAUAAAAUGAUGAUGGUCCCCAAAAGUCACUCACCAGUCGUUGAGAUGUCACUGAUGCGAUCUGUAUCAGUUUUACAAACUCAGAAUAAGUUUUGGAGCUUGGGGAAGCAAUCCAAAUUUCAACACCAAGGCCAACACUGGACUUGAAAUCACCCAUUGUAUCAUUUAAAGUGAUAAUGAAAUCUACAGCAAGUAAAUGAACAAUUAUCAAACAUGGAAAAAAAAUAUUUCCUUACUAAAUGUUAAUUAUUUAUUCCUUGUAAAUUGAUGGAUAUGAUUUUUAUUUUUCAUGAUUUAGUAAAUGAAAUAUAUGUUAAACUGUAUUUUAAAGAUGUGCUAGAAUGUGCAUAAUGUUGUCAAUAUAAGAACACUGAUGGAAUGUAUUUUCCUUGGAGCACUGUCAUUGUUUUUUAAAAGAAAUUUCUAGCAUCACUUGCAAAGCAGUAUGAGCGCCUUUGUGUAUGUAUGCUUGUACAUAAAAAAUGAAAAAAGAAAGUAUAAAUGUAUAUGUUCAAUGAAAUUCCUUAGUUUAUCAAAUCAAAGAGUUUACAGAAAUUAAAUGGAAUAUGUGAUAAUAUAUAUGUAUAGUAUAGCUUAUAAAUCCAAAAUACCACAAA